AUGGAUAAGGCGGCCAAGCUUGAGUUUGCCCAGGAGAUUCUGGGAUAUGAAUUUAAGGAUCCCAGCCUGCUAUGGGAAGCUCUCCAGGCCCCUGGUUCUGGGGUUGUGUCCCAUGCGGGCCAUAUGUAUACAAACGAGGGCCACAAGCCUCUAGCCGGAAUCGAGGAUACCCUAUUAUCCCUAUACAUCAAGAACCAGGCCCGCAUCCGGGGUCAAACUAUCGGCAAGUAUCACCUGGGCUUCGCACACAUGCGCUUAAUGUACGCGGCGGCUAAACACAUUACAGGAGUCGCUACCAACAACCUCAAGGCUAUGGCCAACAACCAUCAUCUGGCGGAAAUCUGUGAUGUUAAUAAGCUCACAAGAUGCAUCAACGGCAACCCCGCACAACAGGGUACCAUCUCCCCAAAAACCAAGAGCGACACGGUUAAAGCUGUUCUGGGUGCCAUUUACAAGGACGCGAACAACGAUAUGGCGCCCAUCAAGGCCGUCAUGCUUAGAUUGGGCAUCACCAUGCCCCAUGGGUCCCGCGUCUCUCCGAGCGUUGGCAUAUGA
Molecule: messenger RNA, 555 nt
Organism: Diaporthe batatas
Lineage: Eukaryota; Fungi; Ascomycota; Sordariomycetes; Diaporthales; Diaporthaceae
Exons: 2
Coding region: 1-555 (184 amino acids)
Biological process (GO): RNA processing
Molecular function (GO): ribonuclease III activity
Source: RefSeq, a predicted model, not a curated record